Messenger RNA from Eutrema salsugineum, 1726 nucleotides. RefSeq lists its product as uncharacterized. The transcript has 7 exons. Gene Ontology annotation, biological process: polyamine transport. The record is from RefSeq and is a predicted model, not a curated record. Gene Ontology annotation, molecular function: polyamine binding. The coding region runs from base 47 to 1651 and encodes 534 amino acids. Lineage: Eukaryota; Viridiplantae; Streptophyta; Magnoliopsida; Brassicales; Brassicaceae. Gene Ontology annotation, cellular component: periplasmic space.
GUUGCUGUUGUCUUUCAGCUUUGCGUUUUAUCGGAAGAGACACAAAAUGGCUGCGGCGGCGUCUCUUUCCCUGAAACCGCCGGCGAGCUUCUUCUGCGGCGGAAACCGACGUCAAGACGGAAAUAGAACCGCCGCUGGAUAUUCUGUCGCACGAGUUUCUCGAGGCGAACGGUUUCAUGAGAGUAUCGUACGUCUCUCUGCCUCGACUGUGUUGUUCCUCGGUUUAAGCCUCCGCGUCUGCUCUCCGGCUUCAGCUCGAAUACCUCCUCCGCCAGUAAUCUCUCCUCAUUCCGUCACAGAGAAUGAAAUCGAAUCAGAAAUUGUAGCCGGUGAGGAGAAGAAUCAGGUAGCUCUAAACGAAGAUGAAGAGAAAAGAUUAGAAGCAGAUUUCGAAGCCUAUAAGGCUAAAGUGUAUUCUCUGACCGUUCCCCUAAAAGUCGUAGCCCUGCGUGGUUCAGUGCCACCAUCAUGGAUCAAGGAGUUCAUGAGCUCACAAGGGAAGAGAGUGAGGUUGAAAACGCGGUUCCUUGCAAAUCUUGAAGAAAUCUUCUUUGAUCUGUCUAAGCCUACUAGAAAAGGAAAAAAAGGGUCUGCUUCAACAGCAGCUGCUGAUAUGAUCAGCAUUGGUGAUUCUUGGCUUAGUUUCGCGAUAAAGGAAAAGCUGAUUGAGCCAAUAAAAGGGAUAGAAGAUCAAGACUGGUAUAAAGGCUUGAGUGAUAAAUGGAAGAUUUAUCUCCGCAGGAACUAUGCAGGAGAAAAAGCUCCCGACGGUGAAACGUGGGCUGUGCCAUACCGAUGGGGCACCAUGGUAAUAGCAUACAAGAAGAGCAAAUUUCAGCAGUAUAAACUGGCUCCAAUAGAGGACUGGGAGGAUCUGUGGCGACCUGAGCUUGCCGGGAGGAUCUCAAUGGUGAAUUCUCCUAGAGAGGUUGUUGGUGCUGUUCUCAAAUACAUGGGAGCAUCGUACAACACGACAGACCUGGAUUCACAAGUUACUGGUGGAAGACUCGCUGUAGAGAAAAAUCUAGCAUCGCUUAUGAAACAGAUUAGACUGUUUGAUAGUACCAACUAUUUAAAAGCUUUCAGUGUCGGAGAUGUCUGGGUCACUGUCGGUUGGAGCAGCGAUGUUAUCCCUGUCACAAAACGUAUGUCUAAUGUUACAGUGAUUGUUCCCAAGUCCGGUGCCACCUUAUGGGCUGAUCUAUGGGCAAUCCCGGCUGUUUCUGACUCUGGUAAAGAAGCAGAAAAGAUGGGAGGAAGAGUGCGAGGCCCAUCUCCAUUAAUCCACCAGUGGAUAGAAUUCUGCUUACAACCCGCAAGAUCAUUACCUUUCACACGGGAAGUGAUUCCCGGUGCAUCUCCUUCAGCUCUCGAGGGUCCUCUGGUUAGAGAACCUGAAGAAACAAAGAAAAGCAGAGCGAAAUUGGACACAAACCUCGUCUCGGGUGUUCCUCUUCCAGAGAUCUUGUCUAAGUGUGAGUUCUUGGAACCUUUACCAGAGGCUACGCUAUUGGAAUACCGGCUUCUGAUCGAUAAUGUAAGGAAACAAAGCCAAGGAUCUGGCCUUGUGGAGAAACUUCAAGACAUUGUUUCGAUUUGGGUUCGAGGUUUUAGGACAAAGUUUCACUCCCAGAUUAAGAAAAACACUUGAUAAACUUGUCAAACAAGUGAAAUCAGAAUCAUUUGUAUACGAGGUGUAAGUCUAUAUUGAUUAAGCAUCCCUUAA